CCUCAUUGCGCGGGUCUGUCAAAAAAAAAUCUGCCACAUAAAUUUAUCCAGGAAACGCUCCGGCUACUGCCUGUAAUGGUUAUAUAGCUUUAAAUUAAUAUCCGCGUAACAUUUGUCAAUGGGGAAAACCUUUACGUUGAAUGCAGUAUUCCUUGUGUUAGCGGAAACUAAAGAGUUAGGUUACGUGACUCCAUAAAUUGGAUUAGCGCUAAGUAAAGCCAUCGGUGAAUGAUAGUUUAGCACACUGGCUAGCUAGCUAACUUGACGGUUGGGAGUGAAGACAGCAAAAUAUAGGUAUGGACAUGGAAACUGGUCGGCUGUAAUUUGCACGUACCUAGUUAACUAGCAUUAGCCGUCGGGACAAUUCAAGACACGAAUGGUAAUGUAGACAGUUUCGCGUGUGUUCGUCCUUCACCAUUUUAGGGUGUGUGCUCACAUUAUAUACAUUACAAGGUUAACGUAUUUAACCUAGUAGCUACCACCUCGCGUAGAAGUCACUAGGUUAACAACAUGGAUAGCUAUAGUCAGCGGCUUGAAUCUACAACCGGACGAGACAGCAAAUCUCAAAAGAAGAAGGGCUCUUCACACCACAGCACUUCAUGUUACGAUGAAGGAGAACGCAAACCAAAGUUUCACUUACCCUUUAGAAACAUCACAGAUGAUGUGCUGGACAGAUUCGCCAGUAUUCGGAUUCCGGGUAGUAAAAAGGAGCGGCCACCCUUAUCACAUUCUAAACACAAUACUAAUGAUUGGUCCAUUUCUUCAUCAUCCACCUCACAUCAGUUUGAGGAGCUUUCAUCAAAGAUCACCUCAGAAAAAGAGAUCUUGGCUCUGUUUGAAAAGAUGAUGGAGGACAUGAACUUGAGUGAGGAAAAAAAGACUCCUUUGAGAGACAAGGACCUCAACACAAAGAGAGAAAUGGUCAUCCAGUAUAUUUUUACUGCCUCUAAAACUGGUAGCUUGAGAAGCAGCCAUCAGAUAUCCCCCCAGGAAUUCCUGGGAGAGCUGAAGUCGGGGGUGAUGGACGAACGUCUGUUUGCCUGUCUAGACUCAUUGCGAGUGUCCCUUACCAGCAACCCUGUCAGUUGGGUGCAGAGCUUCGGGCAUGAGGGUCUUGGACUGCUGCUGGAUAUUUUGGAAAGGUUGCUGUUCAAGAAGCAAGAGAAGAUUGACAAAAGGAACCAACAUAAAGUUGUCCAGUGUCUCAAAGCCUUCAUGAACAAUAAGUAUGGCUUGGAUCGAAUUCUGGGGGAGGAGAAAAGUCUUGCGCUACUGGCAAGAGCCAUUGAUCCCACCCAGUCUGCCAUGAUGACUGACGUGGUAAAGCUGCUGUCAGCCAUCUGCAUUGUGGGCGAAGAGAACACUUUGGAAAAGGUCCUUGAAGCCAUCACCACAGCAGGGGAAUGGCGAGCCAUUGAGAGGUUCAGUCCCAUUGUGCAGGGACUACAAGAUCGCUCAGUUCAAUUACAAGUGGCAUGCAUGCAGCUCAUCAAUGCACUAGUAACAUCUCCUGAUGAGCUGGACUUCAGGCUGCACAUCAGAAAUGAAUUUAUGCGCUGUGGCCUGAAAGAGAUAUUGCCGCAACUGACAACCAUCAGGAAUGAUGCCCUUGACAUUCAGCUGAAGGUAUUUGAGGAGCACAAAGAAGAGGACAUGAUAGAGUUCUCUCACAGGCUGGAAGACAUCAAGAGCGAGCUGGAUGAUGCGGGGGAUGUAUUCAGUAUUGUGCAGAGCAUGGUGAAGGACAGCAAUGCAGAGCCCUAUUUCCUCUCUAUACUGCAGCACCUGAUGCUUAUACGCAAUGACUACUUGAUCAGGCCCCAGUACUUUAAGAUCAUUGAGGAGUGUGUGUCUCAAAUUGUGCUACACCGAAGUGGCACUGACCCAGACUUCAGUUACCGCAAGCGCCUGGAUGUGGACUUCAGCCACCUCUUAGAGGUGUGUGUAGAUAAAGCUCGAACUGAUGAGUAUGAACAAAGAGCUUCAGAACUGGCACAGAAGUUUGAUGAGGAGUUUCUAAGCAGACAGGAGGCACAAACUCAGCUGGUUAAGUGUGAAGAAAAAAUAGCUGAACUCCAAGCAGAGCUGCAGGCCUUCAGGUCCCAGUUUGGGGCUGUACCUGUGGGUCUGUCCUCUGCCCAUGUAGGACAGUCAUUGCCAUCUGGGCCUCUACCCCCUGCUCCAGCACCUGGGGUGCCAGCACCCCCUCCCCCGCCCCCUCCACCUCCUUUACCUGGCUGUCCUGCCCCACCUCCUCCACCUGGAGUGCCUCCUCCAUUUGGUGCCCCCCCUCCACCUCCUCUAGGGUUUGGUGGUGCUCUAGGCUCCCCCACUCACCAUUCACUGCCUUAUGGCCUCAGGCCUAAGAAGGACUUCAAGCCAGAGACCUCCAUGAAGCGCCUCAACUGGUCCAAGAUUCGUCCCCAGGAAAUGUCAGAGAGCUGUUUCUGGGUGCGGGCUGAUGAGGACCAAUACGCAAAACCAGAAUUACUCAGCAGAGUAGCUCUCACUUUUUGUUCUCAAAGAACAGCCAAAAAAGAAGAGGAGGAUCUAGAGGAUAAGAAAUCCAUAAAGAAGAGAAUUAAAGAGCUCAAAGUGCUCGAUCCUAAGAUCGCACAGAAUCUAUCCAUCUUCCUGGGUUCCUUCCGUAUGCCUUAUCAGGAAAUUCGUCGGAUGAUAGUGGAGGUGGACGAGGAGCAACUCACUGAACCUAUGAUUCAGAACCUUGUGAAGCACCUUCCAGAGCAGGAGCAGCUGAACGCCUUGGCCAAGUAUAAAAAUGAGUACGCAAAUUUGUCAGAGCCUGAACAGUUUGGGGUUGUGAUGAGCAGCGUGAAGCGUCUGCGUCCUCGCCUCAGCCACAUCCUCUUCCGGCUCCAGUUUGAGGAGCAGAUAAACAACCUGCGUCCAGAUAUCUUGGCUGUAAACGCCGCAUGUGAUGAGGUCAGGAAGAGCCGCUCUUUUGGCCGCUUGCUGGAGCUGGUGUUGCUACUGGGGAAUUACAUGAAUGCAGGCUCUCGAAAUGCCCAGACGUAUGGCUUUGACCUCAGUUCCCUCUGCAAGCUAAAGGACACAAAGUCAGCAGACCAAAAGACCACAUUACUCCACUUCCUGGCGCAAGUAUGCGAGGAGGAAUUUCCAAAUGUGAUCAAGUUUGUUGAAGACCUUGAGCAUGUGGACCGAGCCAGCAGAGUGUCUGCAGAGAAUCUGGAAAAGAGCCUCAGGCAGAUGGAGAGGCAGCUGCUGCAGCUGGAGAGAGACCUGGAGACUUUCUCCUCCCCCGAUGACCCCAACGACAUGUUCUUCACAAAAAUGGCUAGCUUCAGCAAGGUUGCACGAGAGCAGUAUGGCAAGCUCGUGAUAAUGCACAGCAAUAUGGAGACACUGUAUCAGAACAUGCUGGAGUACUUUGCUGUCGAUCCUAAGAAGACCUCUGUGGAGGAGCUGUUCACUGAUCUCAGCAACUUCCGGUCCAUGUUCACUCAAGCACUGAAGGAGAACCUGAAGCGGAGGGAGUCAGAGGAGAAACAGAGGAGAGCACGGGCAGCAAAGGAGAAGGCGGAGCGUGAAAAGCAGGAGAGACAGCAGAAGAAGAGGAGGUUGCUGGAAGUCAAUACAGAGAAUGAUGAGACAGGUGUGAUGGAUAGUUUGUUGGAAGCCCUACAGUCAGGAGCUGCAUUCAGAGACCGCAGGAAGAGAGCGCCAAGACCCAGAGAUAACCAGCAGCAGACGAUCAGCCCCAGCUCCUUUCGCCAGGUUCUCAGGCCUGUUAACCAUGCUCUUCAUGUAGAUGAGUUCAAUGUCAACUGCAAUGGUGGCAGGCAGUAUAGCUUUAACAGUCCAGGAAAGAAAAAGACAGAAAACAACAAGGCACCUUUACAAAGGUCUCGCUCUCGGCAGAAUAUAAAUGCGGGUUCAGCGGUGGUGAAAGCUCCCCCUGCCAAGGAGGCCCAUAAUGAGUCUGAGGGCCAUCCAUCUGCAGCCCGGUCCAAGGCUGCUGCGUGUACGGAGUCAGGCCGCAGACACAGGAACCCCCCGGGUCACAGCUACUGGCUGGACAGAGAGAGGGUGGUGGAGAGAGAGAUGGUUAAACCGACUGAGAAAGAGAUGGAGGUUGAAGCAGAGCCGCCAGCCUUCCAGCCGACCUCCACGGUUGCUGCGGUCAGCAGCUGUAGCACCAACGGGGAGUCAGAUGUAGAGGCUCUGCUGGCCAAACUCAGGGCCUUGUGAGGUUAAUUUUUAUAUACAUAUACAUCCUGACGUAUGUUUGUACCCACACAUGUGAAUGUGUUCUGAAUGUAACCUUAAAAGAUUCAAUCUUGUAAACAAGCAGAAAAUGAAGUUGAGAUAAAGUUGCAAAAGAUUUGUCAAGUAUAAAAGUUUAAUAAGGAGACAAAAACAUUAAUGAAGCCUUGUAAAAAAUAUAUAUAUAUUAAAAAAUGUGUAUGCUUUUAACACUUUUCUAAAAGAAACGUCUUACAGGUAGAGCACUUUGGCUCACAGAAUGUCUUCAGAACUUACUUCAUAAAAUAGAGACGGAUUUACAACAGUAGUGAUUCAGUGAAAACAUACAUUAUAGUCUACAUAGAGAGAGAACAUACAGCCUGAUCCUGUACUACUAAAAGCGUUCGGCUAUCCCUAAAAAGGGGAAUAUAUCAUAGCUCUUUCUCUGAAAGUAAAAGAUACAGUGUCGCAUAGCACUUUCUUUGUAAUGCAGAAAACAAUAUCUAUUUCCUUUACAUUGGCAUCACUUAUAAUUUCUUCUACUGUAGCAUUUAUUUUACACCUUUAUCAUAUUAUUACCUUUAUUUUAGUUUUUAAUUACACAUUAGUUAUUUUCAUAUGCAUGUUAAUGGUCAUGUACAAGUAAGAGACAUUUGGUAUUUAAUUAUUUUCUUUUUUCUUCUUCUUUUCUUUGAGUCUUUUUCAUUCCUUGUGAGAUGACGGAGUGUCUUUUUAUAUUCAAAGCAUCAAUCUAAUAUUUGUAUUUUCUAUAAAGAUGUCUGCACUCUAUUAAACUAUAAAUAUAUAUAUAAAAAAUGUCCAAUACAUAUGAGUUAUGACAUAUGAUUGUGCUUUCACAGGUUAGACCAGUGAUUAGAUGUCAUUUGACAAGUUGAUUUUGGUUGACCUAGACUGUUUUGUCUGUUUGUCUUAGUGAGAACAUUUAUACACAUCGAGAAUAAGUCUGCUGCAGUGUCUAAGAGUAUUCUAAAUAUCCACAAUGUGGCACAAGACAAACAAGUUCACCCAGCUACAAGUUAACCAGAAUUGGCACUGAUUAUCUUCUACAUUCCUACUGAAAUCACUCAUAUCUUAAAGCAUAUUUCUUGUAUUCUUUAUUAUACCCUCACUUUUAUAGACCCAUUUACAAUAAAAUAAAUCCAAAAAAGG
Dicentrarchus labrax (European seabass) is the source of this 5394-nucleotide messenger RNA. Its product is annotated as protein diaphanous homolog 3-like. NCBI's taxonomy places the organism in Eukaryota, Metazoa, Chordata, Actinopteri, Moronidae. Gene Ontology annotation, molecular function: small GTPase binding; microtubule binding; actin binding. Gene Ontology annotation, cellular component: cytoplasm; actin filament. Bases 511 to 4230 code for a protein of 1239 amino acids. Gene Ontology annotation, biological process: actin filament polymerization; actin cytoskeleton organization. The transcript has 29 exons. The record is from RefSeq and is a predicted model, not a curated record.